This is a messenger RNA of Ictalurus punctatus (channel catfish), 687 nucleotides long. RefSeq names its product leukocyte elastase inhibitor-like. The record is from RefSeq and is marked provisional. Lineage: Eukaryota; Metazoa; Chordata; Actinopteri; Siluriformes; Ictaluridae.
AUUAGUGGACAACCUGCUCUACCAACUGAGCCACAGCCGGCCCCAUUCUCACAUAUGUGUCCUUACCCUCCAAAUGUGUGAGGGUUGUGUGGAUAACAGCAUUAACAGCAUCAUCAGUGGAAUGAUUUUGUCGAUAUGCAAAUUGAAGUGGGUCCAUAGUGGCUGGUAUAGUCCUUUUUAUGUAGGACAUGACUAUCCUUUCAAAACACUUCAUAACAACUGGUGUAAGUGCAACUGGAUGACAAUCAUUCAGGCAGGUCACAGUGUUUUUCUUUGGGAGUGGCACAGUUGUGGUGGACUUAAAGCAGGUAGGCACCGAGGCCGGACCAAGGUACAGAUUGUAGGUGUGUGAACACAUCAGCCAGCUCCAACAAGCAAACCCUGCUCGUGCUUUCCCGGGGAUGUUGUCUGGGCCGGCUGCCUUCCGUGGGUUCGUUCUCUUCAGAGCCAUGUGCAGCUCUGCUGAUGACACAGUGACUGGCAUGUCCAAUGUGCCCUCUAAGUCCAGAAUCCUAUGCUGGCUAAUGUUUGGGGCCUCAAACUGAGUAUAGAACUCAUUCAGCUCAUCUGGGAGUGUAGUCUUUGUAAUCAUAGCUCCCUGGCUCCCCGAAGACUCGAGAGGUGAACUAAUCAUUUCUGUUUCGAGAGGCACAGAAUCCAAGUCACUUAAAUGACAAAGAAAUGAUA